ACUGUCAAUAAUGUUGUCACGUGACUGGAAUGGCAACCUAGGGGGAACAAAAGAUGGAGUUGUGGAAUUUCGCACGAAUUAGUCUUCAUUUGUUGUGUUAUUGGUGACAAUAUGCGCUGCAUAUUUUAAUAUAAAUGUGUUGUGAACUAAAAUAUUGCUGUCAACAUUUAUUCAUGAUCUUCAGAGCUUUGUGAACGAUGUAAAACCUCCUGCUUUAUUAUUGUCGAUUCCAAAAUGGCUGCCCGAAAUGUCAAAUCUAUGCCUUCGUUUGAUCCCCAAGAUAAAAUGCAAUCAAAUACGCUGAAGCGCCAGCCCAGUCCAGACUGGAGUAAAAAUGAUCUCUUGCGGCUGUUGAGUUACUUUGAAGGCGAGCUGCAGGCACGAGAUAUAGUUAUAGCUGCACUCAAGGCUGAAAAAGCUAAGCAACUGUUAUACCAAGCCAAAUAUGGACGCUUUGGUUUGGGAGAUCCUUUUAUGGCACUACAGCGUGAUGCAGUUGGAACAAAAGAUUCCAACUUUGAUGAGGCUGCAGUCAAAGCCAUGUAUGAUAAUCAGCUAGCGCAGCUGGAGAAUUUGAUAGCCACCCAGCGCAAAGCCCAGCUGAAAAUGCGUGAGCAGCUCACAAAUGCUGAAAAACGUUAUCACAAGGUAUGCUCGGAGCUUGAAGAAGAGAAAAGAAAACAUGCACAAGACACUGCACAAGGUGAUGAUGUUACUUACAUGCUGGAGAAGGAGCGGGAGAGACUGAGACAGGAGAUUGACUUUGAAAAGAGUAGCUCAAAAAAAAUGGAAAAGGACUUGAGGCGAACCUUGGCAGCAUUGGAAGAGGAAAGAGCAUCUGCAGCGAGACAUAAGCAAGUUGCCCUGCUUCUUCUGAAGGAGCGCAAACAAAUAUUACAGAGAAUAGCUUCUGAAUAUCAGCAGCGUGGACAGGCUGAGACAUUGUUGAGUGAAGAUCAGCUGCAUGCUGAAGAUGUGGCUGAAGGGCUGGAAGCAGAAUCUCGUCACUCACUGGCAAUGGAGGCAGCGCUUGAACAGCAGCUAGGCGAAUUUGAGGCUGAGCGAGCAGCUCUGAGAGAAGGUCUCAAUCAGGAGCAGGCUCGUACACGGGAACUAGAGGCUCAAGUUGAAGCCCUGCAGAAGCAAGUGCAGAUAUUAGCAGCCCGCACGUCUUUAGAGUCCAUUGAGAUUAAAUCCAGCGUGUCUCCUCAGGCCAGCACAGCACACUCCUCGACUCCUCCCACCUCUUUGGUUCAUCCAUCUGGCAUGUCCACAGGAUUAGGCCCCGUUGCUUAUAGUCCCACAUCAAGCCCAACUGGUGUGCGGGCAGGAUCUGGCAUGGGAGCCAUUGGCUCCUCUUUGGCCCCAGGCCCUUCACGGUCAGCAGUCUCAAUGGUUGGAGGUGGGACAUCAGCACCACUAGUUUGGCAAGUGCAUAAAGUGAACAAGGUUUUAGAAGGAGGUCGCAUAGGCUCCAGUUCUCCAGAGCGUGAAGUAAUUUAUCGUCCUUUGGAUUCUCCCUCAACUCGUAAAAUACAAUAUGGAGGGGGAGCAGCUGGUAGCUAUUCAUCUCCAAGCCUAGACAGACAGGGGACAGCACCAUUGUCAGGCAGCCCUCGUGGGGAAGCAAGAGUUAUGACUGUGGGAAGCUCUGGGCCAGAAUCUGCACCAGUGUUGGUUGGGGGAGGAGGCCUGAGCAGUCCUGGAGCGCGCGUCAACAUUACCCCAGGCAACAGCGCCACAGUUGUCACUCAGGGCGGAGGCAAGAUCUCGUUCCAUGUAUCACCUGGAUCUGGAGGGAGUAGCAUCAUCAGUGCAGGUGCAGGUGGAGUUGGUGGCGGUGGUGCUGGAUCACCUCGCCGGACAGCAAUAGCAGUAGCAGCCUCUGCCGGCAGAGGUGUGCCACCACCAGUUCCCCCAAACAAACCGAACAUUGUAUCUAUUAGCCCAGGCGCAACCAAGCCAUCGCCACCUCCAAAGGUGGGUUUGAUGGGUCGUGGAGGAACUGAGAGCUCAAGUCUUCAUAGCAAGACAGUUCAGAUUCCUGUCAACGUUGUUGCUUCUGCUUCAUCUGUUUCUUCUAGUCCCAGCAGCAGUUCUCAAUCACCACGAGAAAGCUCACCCAUUCGGAAAACUGCACAGCCCUCCCAAUCUUUUGAACUGGAUACACCAGCUGUCUCCUCUAACAUCAUGCAGGCCAACCCAGCAACUUCGCUGGAGUUUCUAGGGCCAGAAAUGGCCAACCUCCAAGCCAUGCUAGCAUCACUGUCCGCAGCGAUUGAUGGCGGACCUGCGAUACCCAGAUCGCAGGCGGGUGCAGCUUUCCAACAGGCCAACGCUAGUCUAGCCACUAUCCCACGUCACGCUGCUAGUGAGCGGAGAUAGGUCCAGAAGUGGUCCUCAGGUAUUAAGCAUGGUGAAGCCUGAUGCUGCUGUGAUCCGGGAUUUGUUGAGAGCUGCUGGUGAUGAUGUAGAAAAUAGAACUGCAGCGCACUGUUCUGUAAUGCUAUGUGUACCUUCCCUGUCCUUUUUUUUUUUUUUAAUGUGAAGACCCUGUGCAGCCUGGUGGUGUCACAUGACCUGUGCCUAAAACUGCAUAUGCUAAUAUUCCCUAAACAGAUGCUUUUCUUAUGCAGAGCACCUCUUUAUCUUGCUUACUGACUAGUAACUGCUGAUAUAUAAAUAGAGUAGUUGUAAUUUUGGUUAGCAGUCUUUUUGCAGGUUGCUUAUAUAAAGAAAAGUGUAUGUAUGUGUGUGAAUAUGUUCUGAUUAUUGGUGCAGAUGUGUCUUUAAUGUGUAUAUGGGAAGGGAGGCAGAAUGGGGGCUAAUGCCAUUUUAAUAAAUAUGUAAUCAUUAUUGGUGUGAAUAUAUUACUAGUAUGUUUCUGUGUGCAUGCAUGUGUGAGAGAGAGUGGAAUGAAUGCAUUUUAAGUAUGUGUUUGCUAGCGGCAUGAAUGUAUUAUGCAUGGGUAUUAGUGUGAGAUGAAUGCUUCCGUUUUAUUAUAUAUUUGUAUGAAUGUUUUGUUAGUGUACAUGAGUGGUGUGUGUUUUAAUUUAAAUGUAUAGUGGUUAUUGGUGAGAGUAUUACCAGUAUGUUUGUGCACGCACACAUGUGCAUUAAGUUACCAGCUCAUAAGAAAAGCAUUGUUUAUAUCCACAAAAAGCAAAUUUAAUUCAGUUUGGAAUUCUUCUCCUGUAUCCAGUGUGUAGACAGGUUUUUUUUUUUUUUUUUUUUUUUUUUGGCAGUGAGGAAAUUAUAAUUGUCAUGCAAGUGUAAUGGUACAUGUACUUACAGGAAUAAGAGUAAUUGUACUUAAUAUUCAUACACCUGCCUUGACUUACUCAGUGGUUUUUGUGUACACUUACCUGCUUGACUGACCACGCAGCUCAGUAGAAAUUUAGUUAUUUCAAGAGGUAUUCCACUGAAAAUUUUUAGCAAGAAGCUGUCAUUAGUGUCUUCGGAACUCUUCAUUUUAGAUGCACUGUUACUGUGAUCAUUGUAAACACAUCUUUUAUAUGUACAUGCAUGUGAACAAAUACUUAACACCUACAACAGAUAGAUCAUCUUUCCAUCAUACUAUUUUCAAAUCUUUACUUUACCUUUUUCCUUUUUUAUUCUCUUUUUCAUAAAUACCAUAGCAAAUAGUACAUUCACAAAAACUAUCCAGUUUAUAAAGUGUCUAAUUGUCCCAGUGACAUUUUAAACUGAAUUUUCACUGCCAUGAGCACACACAUGCACACAAAUAUUUAAUGUCUAGAUGAAUAACACAGUGUUGUGAGUCUGCAUGAGUAUUAGUUUAGGGUUCAGAAAAGACUUGGUACAGCAAAAGCUGCAGUGCUCAAUAUCACUUCCUAUUUCCACAAGAUAAAUCCACUAGUUAUUAAAUGUUCGUAAACACUUCACCACAAGUUGAUAUCUGUAGCAUUGGCAAAGGAAAGGUUGCAAAGGGAAUUCAUUAAUGAUAAAAACCAUAAUAAUCAUUACCGAUACAUGCUAAAAAAGGAGACCUUACAAAAGAUCUUGGAAACUUCAGAUAAAAACUGUCUUCAGUAGCUCCUGAUUAUCAACACCCAAAAACUUGUGUAGUGUCUACACAGUCUUGUGUAUUGUCCGCACAGUCAUCUUCUGGGUGAAUGUGUUUAGCACAGCUAGUGAAUUGUUACAAUCUGUAACAUUGUGCAAGCAGUCCUUAAAAGCUACCUUCUCUCUUCCUUUCCCAAUUUGUUUUUUGUUGCUUUUUUUUUUGUCUUGGGCAAUUGAAAAUUGUGUUGGCAUCAUUUUAAUGUAAUGGUUUACUGUGGAUUGUUAUUUAGCUUUAACAUUGGUUGAUAUUUAUUUCAUUGAGAAUUCAAGGGAAAUUGAGUCCCUCCCGGUAAAUUUAUUGUAUGCAAAUUUUACACAUCGCCUCUGCUAAAUUUGUGUCUAUUGUAUAAGAUUCUAAGAUGCAGGAAAGAUCUAUUUCAAACUGUCAACACUGGGUGAGACAGUGGUUUAAUAAUGUACCAGUUAGCAUCAGUCAUAUUUUCAUGCAACAAGCCAUCCACAAAAUUGCCUUUUAGCACUACUACUCUCUAUGGCUAUAAAAAUACAUAGUGAUAAAUAAUGAUGUCUUUUUCUUGGACAACAACAAAUAUUUUUCUUCCUCAGUUUCAAAGUUAAAUAAGGCAGUUUGGUGGUGGAAAAUAAAUGACAAACUAAAGCAUUAACUGGAAUUUAAAACAAGAGCUUUCAAUAUAUUCUGGCUAGAGUUGAGACAGUAGGGACCAGAUUCUUUUGCAUGUGGUCUGUCAAGACAGGUUCUCUUCUGCAUGAUUAGAUUAUGUCAUAAUAGAUGCUUUUGAAUGCUAAGCUUGAAUACUAUAACACCUUUUAGUACGCUUCUUUGGCGUGAAGUGUUUCAAACUAAAACAACUUUAAUGGGUUUUUCCCACCAUAGUUUUAUCAUGGUUGCGCGCACGUUGUGUGCACUGAUCUGCCUUGUGUUUGGUUUUCUCAGAAAUCUCAUUUCAUUGUGGAUUAGUAAAAAAUGUUUUGCAUGAUUUUUAGGUUCAUAUUUGCAUAUUGCAGGCUUUUGGUUUCAUAUUCCCCAACCUCACUGAUGAAACCACUUUCAAGGCCACAUGAAGAAAUUAAUGAAAAUAAGAGUGGUAGCAUGCAAACACAAACAAUGCAUCUGUACUUUAGAGAGAAAGAUUGUUUUUAGUCAUGUGCCAUGCUUUGCUGAAUCAGAUUUUCCCAGUCUAAAGAAAACAAAGUUGUCUUUCGUUGUGAUCUUUGUUUAGCAAAUAGAACUUUGACAAGUCAAAGGCAUAGGUGUAGUCUGUGGUAAGUGAAGUUCAACUGAGUUGUAUUUCAAUGCCAAUUUUCAGUCUGACAAAACUGAGUAGUCAGAAGACAUGUAACCUGAUAGUGACUUCUUUUUUUUUUUUUUUUUAAUUGUAGCUGGAAAAAAAAAAUUCAGAUCUCUGCAAAUGCUUACAUGUGCACGCAAGUGAACAAGCACAAACCAAUCAACAUUUUCAAGGAAUUAUUAUGUCCCAUAAUCCCCUAAAAACACGUUCACUUGAAAAAAAUUUGAGCUUAGCCUAAACUAGCAAAAGCCAUUAAUGUUUGCUCUUUUAAGUACUUUUUGAUGGGGUCACAUUGUGACACUUGUGUGAAAGCUCAAAGACAAGUCAAAAGGAGCUUGUAAAUGUAUUAAGAGAAUAUACUUUCAUAAAUACAUCUGGUUAUGGACAGAAUUAUUAGAAAGUCUGAGUUUAUUUUUCUUGUUCAGUAAAUCAUGAAUGUGUACAUGCACUACACAUCAGGACCACACAUCACUAUAUACUUUACAUACACUACAAGU
Pomacea canaliculata is the source of this 5848-nucleotide messenger RNA. Its product is annotated as CTTNBP2 N-terminal-like protein. Lineage: Eukaryota; Metazoa; Mollusca; Gastropoda; Architaenioglossa; Ampullariidae. Bases 235 to 2385 code for a protein of 716 amino acids. Gene Ontology annotation, molecular function: protein binding. The transcript is spliced from 8 exons. The record is from RefSeq and is a predicted model, not a curated record.